AUGAGGUCGACACAUUUCUUCGCAGGUGCUUUCGCUGCACUUGCUCAAGCAGCACCAACUGUCGACGAGACAUACCCAUAUAAUGGACCUGAUAUCCCCAUCGGCGACUGGGUUGACCAUACGAUUAAUGGCAACGCCAACCACACUGGAUUCAUCCGUCUGGUUGAACCCCCAGCUGUACGUCCUGGCUAUGCCAAUGCUACCAACAACGUCAAUGUCAUCUCACUAUCAUACAUACCUGCCCAGAAUGGAGGGGACACUGUUGGCAUCAAUAUCCAUUACCAAACGCCCUUUGGUCUUGGUCAGGCACCCUUGGUGAAUUGGGGUACCAGUGCUUCGUAUUUAAACAACGUGGCUAUCGGCUCAACCGCAACAUACGACCGCACUCCUCCCUGCUCUCUCGUGCACAUGACUCAAUGCAGUCAAUUCUUUCACAACGUGCAGAUAGAGCAUCUUCAACCGGGUACAACCUAUUUCUACCAGAUCCCUGCUGCGAAUGGUACAACCGAGUCUACUGUUUUGAGUUUUACAACGGCCCAGGCUGCAGGCGACCCAUCGCAAUUCAGUAUCGCUAUCAACAAUGAUAUGGGAUAUACCAAUGCCAAUGGAUCGUACUUUUACAUGAACAAAAGCAUGUAUGAUGAGGAAGGCCUCGCUUUUGUGUGGCACGGCGGAGAUCUCAGCUACGCGGAUGACUGGUACUCUGGCAUCGUACAGUGCAACUUGUCAGCUUGGCCCGUCUGCUAUAACGGCAGCUUUAGUAGCUUGCCCAACAACGACACCAACCCCGAUUAUUUCAACACGUCUCUUCCGGCAGGUGAGAUUCCAAAUCAAGGCAGCCCUCGGGGCGGCGAUGUCGGUGUCCUCUAUGAAACCAACUGGGAUCUUUGGCAGCAGUGGAUGAACAACAUCACCAUGAAGAUCCCGUACAUUGUCCUCCCUGGCAAUCAUGAGGUCACAUGUGCCGACCAUGAUAACCCUCCAUAUGUCCUAUCGUCAUAUCUCAAUGAGAACAAAACAAACACUACAAUGCAUGGCAAUAACCCCAACGCCACGCUCACGUAUUAUUCAUGUCCGCCUUCCCAACGCAAUUUCACAGCUUUCCAGAACCGCUUCUCUAUGGCAGGUGACAAGUCCGGAGGCGUCGGGAAUUUCUGGCAUUCAUUCGACUACGGCCUUGUUCAUUUCGUAUCUAUCGAUACGGAAACGGACUACGCUAACAGUCCCGACAAGACAUUCCGUGAGGAUAUUGAGAAGGCCAAGAAAGAAGAAGACUGUAAAGGCAAGGAUCAGGAUGAGCCCAAGUGCAAGACUAGGACGGAAUCGGCUACGUCUACGUCUACGUCCUCGUGGAGCUGUACCCCGCUUCCGACAGAUGAUGUCUAUGAUACAGAUGAUCUGGAGGAGGAGACAUAUCUUGAGUCUGGGAAAGCUCAUCCUUUGCGAAACGAGACGUAUGUCACUGAUGCUGGGCCUUUUGGAUACAUUGAGGGUUCCAUCCAUGACAACAAGGCUUAUCAGCAAUAUCAGUGGUUGAGGGAAGAUCUUAAAAACGUUGAUCGGUGCAAAACACCCUGGGUUAUCAUUAUGGGUCAUCGUCCCAUGUACAGCUCCCACGAUAACGCCAGCUAUCAUCUGCACCUUCGUGAGGCCUUCGAGGGGUUGUUCCUGAAGAACAAGGUUGAUUUGUACAUCGCCGGACACGUUCACUGGUAUGAGCGUCUCAAGCCUAUAGGAAACUGCCACGUCGACAUUCAUGCGAUCAAGAACCAUAGUAAGACGAAUGGUGUUUACGAGGUGAGGCCUGGACAAUCUAUGGUCCAUCUCAUCAACGGCGCUGCUGGAAACAUCGAGAGCCACGCGACCAUUAACAAGUCCUUGCCCAUCCCCGACAUAACAGCUCACCGUAACUUGACCAGUUUUGGCUUUUCCAAGCUGACUGUUUUCAACGCAACAACUCUGUCUUGGAAGUUCAUCCAGGGUCAUGAUGGUCUCGUCGGUGACAAACUCACUGUUCACAAGGAUCCGAAGUUGACUUGCAAGGAUUACAAGACUUAUAGCCCAUCUAGCUCGUUUGGUUCCUCUUGUUCUUCUGAGUGCUCUGGAUCUGGUGUGCUGGCCUGGCUCUACUGCAAUAUCUAUUGUGCCAGCUUUGGGGAGGCGCUUAAGGUUUAA
Molecule: messenger RNA, 2175 nt
Organism: Fusarium musae
Lineage: Eukaryota; Fungi; Ascomycota; Sordariomycetes; Hypocreales; Nectriaceae
Exons: 2
Coding region: 1-2175 (724 amino acids)
Molecular function (GO): acid phosphatase activity; metal ion binding
Source: RefSeq, a predicted model, not a curated record